Sycon ciliatum is the source of this 1092-nucleotide messenger RNA. RefSeq lists its product as uncharacterized. NCBI's taxonomy places the organism in Eukaryota, Metazoa, Porifera, Calcarea, Leucosolenida, Sycettidae. The transcript has a single exon. Gene Ontology annotation, molecular function: ATP binding; protein serine/threonine kinase activity. Gene Ontology annotation, biological process: peptidyl-threonine phosphorylation; peptidyl-serine phosphorylation. Bases 1 to 1092 code for a protein of 363 amino acids. The record is from RefSeq and is a predicted model, not a curated record.
AUGGCUCAUGCUGCAAACCCCAGACGGGAAGGCGUCACUGAGCAGCCACCUAGGGUCGGUGACCAGACGACGUCAGAAUUCCCAGCUAAUUAUGCAGGCACAUCCGCCGGUUAUCAGGCAUACCAGCACCUGCUCGAAAUGCAGAAGAACGAAAUUCGCCAGCUCUGCGUAACGUCUCUCGACAGAGAGUUCACAGUCAAGGGGAAGAUGUUCGAGAACAGAAAGGUAAGAAUUUGCCGGAUCGAAGAAGACGAAGGCCAGCGUUACAAGACUGUUUUAAAGAUGGGCAAAUUCGAUCUCCAAAACGAAGCUUGGAAGAAGAAGGAGAUGCUGUCGGAGAUCGCCGUCCACAGAUAUGUAACAAUGACUGGCUGCCCUUACAUCGCGCAGAUUCACAACACACUGUACAACUUCUAUGACGACUAUUGCUUUGGCUUCCAGGUGGAAUAUAUGCGCCAAGGUACCGUAAUGGAAAACUUAUCCAAGCUCUCCUACGCGGGUCGCCUCCGAGUGUGCAGGGAUGUUGCGAGAGGUCUGAAACACAUCCACUCCUUGCACAUUGUCCACGCUGACAUCAAGGUUCACAAUGUUCUUGUACACAUUAGAGCAGAUGGCCAACCUAUGGGCAAGAUCAUCGACUUCGGAGCAAGCAAAGUCAUGGGUUUCAAAGUAAAAACCGGCCAUAGCAUUGGGAAUACAUGGCAAUUCACAUGCCCAGAACUCGCCAAUCCAGAGGAAACUCGUUUAGUACUUGCGGCUUCGGUGGACAUUUGGUCAUUCGGUAUGAUGGCCUUGAGUUCGUUGACCCCGAGCUACCAAAUGCCUUGGGAUAGGGCCUCCGACCACAAUCAGGACUUCAAAUACUUUCGUGAGCAUUUGGACAGCAGCUCCGAGAGAUCAAGCAGCCGAAAUCCGGUGCCGCUUAAAUUUUUGAGUCAGACGCCAUACAAUGUCCUCCGCCCUUUCGUGAACUACUUGGUUACAAAUCUCCUGCGGAUGGAUCCAACGCGGCGCUUCGACAUGGAUCGCGUUAUUCAGGAGCUGGAAGGCGAGAUUCCAGGAGCAAGCACUGCUCUCGAAGCUAUGAAGUGA